This is a messenger RNA of Synchytrium microbalum, 3516 nucleotides long. RefSeq lists its product as uncharacterized. The coding region runs from base 1 to 3516 and encodes 1171 amino acids. NCBI's taxonomy places the organism in Eukaryota, Fungi, Chytridiomycota, Chytridiomycetes, Synchytriales, Synchytriaceae. The transcript is spliced from 16 exons. Gene Ontology annotation, biological process: chromatin remodeling; regulation of DNA-templated transcription. Gene Ontology annotation, cellular component: chromatin; nucleus. The record is from RefSeq and is a predicted model, not a curated record.
AUGGCUGAAUCCCAUCCUCAAAAGAGACCUGCUGAACAGGACUUGGACGCUCACGACGACUCCGAGACAAAGUCGAAGCGUUAUCGACUCGACGAACAACCAACGGAAACACUAGAUAACGGUGAAAGUCACUAUGAUAAUGGCCAUAUAGAAGACCACACUGACUACAAUCAUGAUAACAAUGGUGUUGAACCUGAUAUUCGAUCUAUAUCUGACGAUCCUCACGGUUAUCAACAAAACUUUGAUUCCCCUGCUGGCAGCGUUGAUGAUCAGAAUGGAUAUGAUGCUGAUGUUGCCGAUGACUAUACAGGUGGUGGUAGCGCUCAUGAUCUUAAUGACGAUGGCCUACUAGCAAGCCCUGCUAUGCCCACUACAUCACACCCAAUAGACUUUAAUGCUACCCCACUCAACGCACCAAUCCCUGUCCUUCCUGGCCAUUCAGUUUCUCACAUCAGAGAAGUUCAGGUUCCAGGUCAUAUAGUUGCCACCUCAGCUGAUCCCGCCACAAACGCAGAGCAGCUCAAGUAUGCAGUCACCAUGAUCAAAACUCUGCGAAGAAACAAGGAUUGUAUGGCAUUUUUGGAACCAGUCGAUCCCGUCAAGCAUGGUAUUCCAACCUACUUUUCGGUCGUCACCUAUCCCAUGGACACGUCUACCAUAUUGAGAAAGCUUGAAGCUCACCAAUAUCCCAAUAUUAUGGCUGUAAUCGAUGAUUGUAACGCAAUGCUUAUGAACUGUUAUCGCUUCAAUGGUCCAGAACACAUUGUCUCCAAGCAAGGGCAGAACCUAGCUAAGACUUUGGCAAAGUACUUGGAAAAGACUCCUCUUCAACCCAAGCCUUCAGCUUCAAAAAACCGCAAGAAGAGUGGAAGCUUUAGUAUGUCAGGUCAGGGAGGUGGUAGCAGAGGAGGGUCACGGGAGCCUGAUAGAAACUAUGAUCCAACCAGGCCGAAACGUGAUAUACAUCCACCUGCACGAGUCGUCACAGAAGCCAUGCCAGGAAAGAAGGGCAAAAGGGCGUCAGCUCAACUCAAGUUCUCUGGUGCCGUCAUCAAAGAACUUUUUAAAGAGGAAUAUAAAUCCUUCACCUAUCCAUUCUUACAGCCAGUAGAUCCCACUGCACUCGGCAUACCACACUAUCGUACAAUCAUCAAACAUCCAAUGGAUUUGGGUACCAUAAGGAAACGAUUUGAAGCUGGUCAUUAUACUGAUCCAGCUGAAAUCGAACAUGAUGUUCGUUUGGUUGUCGGUAAUGCUAAAAAGUUCAAUCAACCCGGUGAACCCGUCCAUGAAAUGGCUAGAAGGCUAGAACAGCUAUUCGAAGCCAGGUGGAAGGAGUUGCCGAACUUUGUUGGCGCCGCAGCUGCUAUGGGUGGUGGUGGUGAGAGCGAAGAUGAGGAGGAUGAUGAUGACGAUGACUCAUCUGAAGAUGCAAUUUCCGCAAUAGAAGCUCCUGCUCCUUCAGCUGUAGCUCCCAAUUCACAAAUAGAACUUUUGCAACAAAAUCUUCAACUUAUGACUGCACAGCUAAACUUAUUGGUACAAAGUCAGCAACAGCCAAAGAAAAAGAAGAGAGACAAGAAGGAGAAGAAGGAAAAGAAAGAGAAGCGUAAGAGUCUCUCUUCUGGUCUUCCAUCCAUGCCAUUCCCUGUACCAAACUCCAUGCCGAUGCCUCAACACCAAUCUAAACAGCCCAAGCCACAAAAUAAACCACCCAAGGCAACACGUCCUCCUUCAUUUUCGGGUCCGCCGACAUCAAAUGCAUUACCAACUCCAGUAAACAGAGCUAAACCACCAGCACCUAAAAAGCAGAAGGUGAAGAAGGAAGACGCCAAAGAGUUGACAUACGAACAGAAGCUCGAGUUAUCAAACCGGUUCACUCAAGGCUUGUCGGAAGAAGUCAUGGGUCAAGUAUUCUCUAUAAUUCGAGAAGGGAUGCCUGGUAUAGAUGCCAAUGCCCAUGAAGAGCUGGAGCUUGAUAUCGACAAUCUAGAUCCUGUAACGUUACGUCGAUUGUAUAAUUAUGUAGUAAAGGGCCGGUUAUCCAAGUCAAAGGCAAAGCCACCUACAGCUAAACAUGGUGGUAGCGAUUCGAGUUCUUCCGAUGGAGACUCGGAUUCAGAUGAUGGACCAUCUUCAGGAACCUCAUCAGGAAGUAAUGCAUCUGGAAGUUCACCUGCACGACGUGGUGUUGCCCAAGUUUCAACAGCUACAAGAACUAGUGGUGGUGGUGACGGUGCUCCUUCCAGUGCACCUGUUGCUACAACUCAUAAGGAAGCUGCUAUGGUACGUGGUAGGAAGUGGGAUGAUCCUGAUGAUAUUGGCGAUGCUCUCGCUGAUGCUUCAGAACCAUCUCCAUCGAAAACACCAAGAUCAGCUCAACGAUCCAAUAAACGUCGCAUUGACUCAUCCUCGCCAGAACCAGAAGCCGUAAAGACUGUACCAUCAGCACCACAACCACAAAGUGCAAAACCAUCCACAGUACCACCAACGUCAAUUGCGACAACUCCCAAGACUCAACCAGCUUUAGUUAAAAGUAGAUCGACUACACCAUCCGCUGCACCUACUCGACCUUCCUCUGAAGAAGUCAGACCAACUUCAGCAACAGCUAGCAGUGGCAAUAAUGCUGCAAGUGGUACUAAUAAAAGCAAACCCGUUGGACAAUCUCCAUCAGUGUCAGCUCCUCGAGUCGCUACUCCGAAUGCACAACCAAUCAGGACUGGAACUCCAUUAAUAUCUAGUAAAGUUAGUGUUAGUCCUGCACUAUCACCAGCAUCAGGAGUAAAGCCUAGUGCUGUACCAUCAUCAAUGCCUGUAGCAGCAUCAACAGGAAAUGUUCCGCUAGUGAAGAGACCCAUUCUUCCAACUACGGCUAUGAAACGAGGUCCAAGUGGGACAGGAAGUGGAAGUGGUGACCAAUCUGCUAUUCAAAAGGCAUUGGCAGUAUCAGAAGCUGCUUCCAAGUUAAUGGAAUAUGAAAAGCAACAACAGCGUAAAGAAGCGGAUGAAAGGCUCGCGAAACGACGUGAACGUGAACAGAAUGAUGAGAUCAUUCGAAAGGCACAAGUUGAAGAACGUGAACGUCGACGCCUAGCAGAAGUUGACUUUGAAUUGAAGAAAAUGAGAGGCCAAACUGCCAUUCAACCACCACCAUCAAGAGUACCGAAAGAAGACUUGGAGUUGACUGUCGACCGUAUGCAGAAAUUGCUACCAGCAGAGGCGACGGAACUAUAUAAGAAUGAUAAGAAGGCUCGAGAUCUUAUAUGGAAACAACGUGCUCCCUUGUUGGACGUCAUUCCAAUUCAAGGAGAUAUAAUCAACAGCGUCCCUCGCGAUGAAGAUGAAUCAGAUGAACAUCGUAUCGCAGCUGCAUCACGUAGUCGCAUUCGUGAAGCCAUUGUGAAUGACUUGUUGUCUGGUCAUACUACAAAAUGUGCUGAUGACGCUGCUCAUCCAGAAUUUGCUGAUGAGAGUUUGUUGAAUGCUGCUGAUCUUGAGGAUGGUGAAAUCGCUUGA